CCGCUUGGUAUCAUAGAAAUUGUGAUGUAAUACAACAGCGCCAGCGAGCCCGUCAGCACGUUGACCUGUUUUUCUUCCGCAUGAGCCCCUGGACGAUGCAGCUCUCUGCGCUGAGCCCUCGGUGAUCCAGAUCGCGUUGAGCCUGACCAUGUAUUCCAAUCUGUAUGAUACUGCCAUUUAGCUGCCGGUUGCUUAAAUCACUGUGCUUGCUUCACUCUGUAUGGUCCAAAAACACAAGGAGAGCAAAAAAGCAAAGUUCUUGCCGGGUCUCUGUGCUCUGCUUCCAAUCCCGCGCCCCACCCCUGCUCGAGUCGUUCGGCACCAGCCCGACGAGAAGCGUGACCUGCGCAUCCAGAACAGGUCCACCGAGUGGGACCAUGGAUUGCCAAAGGCGACCGACCGCCGCGUGAAAGACGUUUGCACAGAGCCUCGGUCUACUCAAAACGUCCCAGGCUCAUGUGUAUGAAAAUGAUGCAAGCAGCCCGAGUAGAUGCAUUGCGACUGGGCUGCGGUCGGCGCAGUCCAGCAAGCCGCGAAGUCCUUGGUGAAUUGGGGGAUCG
Molecule: messenger RNA, 560 nt
Organism: Tilletiaria anomala UBC 951
Lineage: Eukaryota; Fungi; Basidiomycota; Exobasidiomycetes; Georgefischeriales; Tilletiariaceae
Exons: 1
Coding region: 221-466 (81 amino acids)
Source: RefSeq, a predicted model, not a curated record